Messenger RNA from Synchiropus splendidus (mandarinfish), 1084 nucleotides. RefSeq names its product adenosine deaminase tRNA specific 2 (gene adat2). The coding region runs from base 439 to 993 and encodes 184 amino acids. Gene Ontology annotation, cellular component: cytoplasm; nucleus. Lineage: Eukaryota; Metazoa; Chordata; Actinopteri; Syngnathiformes; Callionymidae. The record is from RefSeq and is a predicted model, not a curated record. The transcript has 6 exons. Gene Ontology annotation, biological process: tRNA wobble adenosine to inosine editing. Gene Ontology annotation, molecular function: zinc ion binding; tRNA-specific adenosine-34 deaminase activity.
UCAAUGCACAUUAGAUUAUAGUAACAUCAAAUAUAACACAGUGAACCAAAGUUUAUUCCUGACGUCUUUCUGAUGUUUCCACUGGCCUGUUUACGGCAACCGUGUGAUAAAACCCUGAAAUUACAGCUCUUAGUUUUGGUGUGGCACCCCAAGAUUUGAAGUGGCCCCAUCGGGCCACCCCGAUGAAAGAGUUCUGGAGGCGCCACUCUUCAAACCUUCAGGUUGGAAACACAAAGCCGCUCGGUGGCGAGUCGGGAGAACGCUGAAGGCUGGACUGGGUCGGGACCGAGUUAGCACUGCUGCUAACGCUUACCUCCAACAACUGCUCCGGUUACAGCAAACAGGAAUCGGAAAUGGUCCGUCCGACAUUAUCUUCCGUGCGUUGCUUCCGCUCUAGUUUGAAUCAGCGUUGUCUCUGGCGAGUUGGUCGACGUCUCCAUGGAAACACACGAUGGAUCCGACCGAAAUGUUUCUCCUUCCGAUCGUGACGUAGCCAAGUGGAUGUCCCACGCCUUCCACGCGGCUCGCCAGGCGCUGCGGAGCGGAGAGGUUCCGGUGGGGUGUCUGCUGGUGCACCAGGACCAGGUGGUCGCCAGUGGGAGGAACCAAGUCAACGAGAGCAAAAAUGCCACCAGACACGCCGAGAUGGUGGCGCUGGACCAGUUCCUGGACUGGUGCCGUCAGGGUGACCGGCCCGUGGGCGAGGCGUGCGCCAGGACGGUGCUGUACGUGACGGUGGAGCCAUGUGUCAUGUGCGCGGCUGCGCUCAGGCUGCUGCGCGUGCCCGUCGUGGUGUUCGGCUGCAGAAACGAAAGGUUCGGAGGAUGUUGUUCAGUUCUGGACAUCUCCUCCGCUGACCUCCAGCAGAGCGGCUCCGGCUUCCAGUGCCUGUCGGGCCACCGGGCCGAGGAGGCUGUCCAGAUGUUGAAGACCUUCUACAAGCAGGAGAAUCCCAAUGCUCCCAAACCCCGAACCAGGAAGGACUGCACCUGACUCACUUUCUGCUCAAUAAACCUUGGGCUUGGACGUUUGUCUUUUAUUGGCAUGACAGCAGGGGGCGCACUAAUGGACAGCUAUUUUCCCC